AUGUUGGAGUGCUCUGUACGCCUUGGUGAAUUCGAGCGGCGGCUUCUCGAGGAGGUCGAGGGUGCGCUUGACCAUGACCAUGUAUUGGAUAUACCAACGGGAGAGGUUUUUGGGAAAUGGAAGUGGUCGGUGCGGAUCAAGGGCUAUCUGGAAGAGUUCUUGAACACUGAGACCAUCGAAAAGAAUUACCAGGGUAACAGGAAAAAAGCAUACGAAGCAUUCAUUCACAGUGUGACUCACUCGGAAGACGUUCAACAGAAUGCAAAACGAGCGCAGGACUUCGAGAGAACGAAUCAAGAAUUCCUAAGCGAGUUUGAGGCGAGCGGUGUCGAGGCCAUCGAGGCCAAACCACACCCAGACGACGCUUCGUUGUGGCUUUGCGUUGCGAGAUUAUACGCACUCGUCGGGCUAGAGUGGGAGUUCACGGAUACAAUCGCCAACCCAGACGGAACGUUUGAUAUAUGGCAGUUGAUACGCAAGUUCGUCAUCAAGCAAAUCUCACCGGGGAAUAGUGAGAAUGUGGAUCACGUCCUAGUACGAGACAUGUCCUUCCAGUCUGUAUACAAUGUGACUCGCCCAGAAGGUGAUUUUCGCCCCUUGUCUAUUACUCGAAAGACAACCAAUUCGUCAGUGCAAGAGUGGCCCGAGGGCCAACCGCAAAAAGAUGAAGAGGGAGAAAUAUCGGAUGCCUUCCUGAAAUACCUCCUCCGGACACUAGGUGCAGAACGGAAGAUCGAAGAUCCACGCGGAUAUCUUCACUUCAUACCGUGGGAAGAGUUGGACUGCACAGACGAGUCGCUGCUUCAAGAAUCAGGCAUCACUCUAGACAUACCAUUUCUUGAAGAAGAAGCAAUCGAGGAGUGGGUUCUUUGGACACCUCCGCGCGAAGAAGGCUUUGCUUGGAAUCAUCAUUUACACACAGAAGACGAAGUUUUCGAGUAUAACAUAACGAAGGGAUGGCCGUUUCCGGAUCACUUGAAGGGGAGUACUGUAAUAUUUGCUGUACGUCCCCUUGACGAAACAGACUUUGUUGUGGAACUUGAAGAGUAUUGGGACACCUGGAACGAUUGUGCCAUUACGCAGAAGACACCUGACGGCCCGAUUCUCCUUCUCGAGACUAUUCCGGGAAUGCGCUUCCGUAGCCGCAUCAAGCGGCAGGAUAAGGUCGCCGCCCUGGGCUACUUUCGUCAUCUCGUCGAAGUCCAUGCCCAGGGUCGACCCACUGACUCGACAGCUCGAGAUUUGCUAGGGUUGGAAGGAAGCGGCAACCCUUUGUUUGCACAUUCCCUUCGUGUUAUCCCAGGGGACCAGCUCUAUGAUAUUACGUGGGACCAGCCGUUGGGGAGAGGCAAGAAUGGAGCUGUCUAUAGCGCCUUGUGGCGCAAACCGGCUGGAUACCUUGCAACCACGGCGUCCGACGAGCAGCAGCAAGCGGUAGUGUUGAAAGAUGUGGCCUCUCACAGUUCGGUUGCGAAAUUGGUCAAGGAGAUUGAUAUCACCUUUGCAAGCCUAGGUGGCAGAGCCGUAGGAUGUGUCCAGUUCCUAGGUGUUGCCACGGUACAUCGCGGAUUAGACAAGGACGAUGGAUCGCAGACCAGAGAUGAGUUGUUUCUCGUCUUUGAGAAAGCAACCCAGGGAACUAUCUUUGACUUCCUCUCCCGACAGCUCAAGGAUGUCACAUUCGUCCGAUCAUGGUAUAUCCUGAUUGAUGCCUUGACCUCUAUCGCUGACCUCCACAUGAACAACAUCUUAGUGACUGACCGUUUCUACCCCAAUGACCCCGAUUAUCCUCACGGGUACGACUAUUUAAUCAGUGACCUCGGGGAAGGAAAAAUCCUGGACGCCGCGCACGAGAUACGAAGCCGGUUCGACUCUCGCGCAAGCUACGGAGCACUGGAUUUCCGGGCGCCAGAAGUCAAUGGCAGCUUUGGUUGGUCACCGAAAGCCGAAACCUUUUCCUUUGGUGUGAUUGCUACCAAAUUGAUCGAAUGCAGAGGGUAUACCUGCUCUGCAUCUCCUCCGCAGUUGAUUGUUUCAAGGUGUUCGAAUCUGUACAAUAUAUCCUCAGACACAGAUACACACAAACGGAUCGGGGGUCAUUUAUUACCUACCGCGCUGAGAGACGCGAUAGAGCCUUGCUUUUCACAUGACCCAGCGGAUCGACCAUCGCUGAGGGAUGUGGUUCGAAUGCUCGAGGACGCGGGCUCACAGUUUUGGACAGAUGGCGAAUAUAGCGAGGAUAGCAAAGAUGUGCACUGGACAUACUGGGACUGGAAGGAGCCAUUAAGAAGGGGGUUGAGUGGCAAAGGCAACCUGCCCCAUCCUCGCAGUCAGGAUGAUCGUAGAGGAUCGUAUGACUCGCGAGUAUCCGACGACUUUGGGGACCUUGACGAUCUUCCCAUGUUGGAUGAUUGGAUGGAUGACUGA
Aspergillus calidoustus is the source of this 2427-nucleotide messenger RNA. NCBI's taxonomy places the organism in Eukaryota, Fungi, Ascomycota, Eurotiomycetes, Eurotiales, Aspergillaceae. The record is from the annotation of a GenBank genome assembly.